Messenger RNA from Pichia membranifaciens NRRL Y-2026, 1767 nucleotides. RefSeq lists its product as hypothetical. NCBI's taxonomy places the organism in Eukaryota, Fungi, Ascomycota, Pichiomycetes, Pichiales, Pichiaceae. The record is from RefSeq and is a predicted model, not a curated record. Bases 1 to 1767 code for a protein of 588 amino acids. The transcript has a single exon.
AUGCAAAAUUUAGAGUCAUCCUUUUCUGAAAUUGUUACCAAUUUGGUGACGGGAACGCGUUUGAACGAUUACGUUGCUUCUUGUCUUUAUCAACACCCAGCCACUAUUAAGGCUGCCAAACAAAUCACGGCAUUGAUAUCAGAUGCACAGGUCGAUUCCGAUGCACAGUCUUUGCUUAACCACAUCACGGGAAAAUACCUCAUAAGUUUGCACGUGGCGUAUGAGCAGCAAAUCCAGCAAUCAAAAAAAACUACCAACGAAGACGAAGACGAAGACAAAACGUCUGAGAAACCCGUUGAAUAUAGCAUUGAAGAGAUAAUCGGUCUGAAUUUACACCGCAUAUUUGCGAUCCUCGAUCUCACGAUUCACAUUGACGAAGUAUACUCAGAAUACAGUAGUUAUUCAAUGCAUACGUUCGUCUCCAUUCUAUCGUAUAUCUAUCCGAUUGAGUUUAUUGUCAAGCAUCUGGCACCUCUCUUUUUCAAUGAAGAAGGAAAACAACGUAGGCUGUUGCUUACCAAAGGGAAUAAACUCCAGGGGAAGGUCAAGCCUGGAUCGAGGCUCUUGGUUAUUUACAAGCAAAUAGUGAGCAGGAUCCCGGAGUUCGAACCUUCAAACGACAGCGUCAUUGCCAAGUUCCGGCAAUUCAUUUGCAACUCCUUUGAAAUCGGUGACAAGCUCUCCCAAUCGUCUAACUGGCACAUGGCCCAGAAAACUUUGAAUGGGUACCAUUCAAGUUUCGAAGGCUAUUAUGACGCCAAGCCAAAUAGCAGGGGCGGUAAAUCCCAAAGGAACGUAUUUGUAGACUACAUUACGUUGAUGAGAACGUUGACGACACAUCACGAGGGAGAGUUGAUUCAAGCACUGAACAAGGGGUUGAACAGCAGCAACUCGCUCAAUUUGAGACUGAUCGAAGAUAUAAACAGGACGCUCGACAGCGUCACCCACCACAACCACCGAACGUUGGUGAAGUUACCAUUGAACGAGAAGAGCACUAAGCAGACCAAGUGGGUGUUGGAUGAAGAGACCUUCAACGCACAGGUGAAGACAUACGACUUCUAUUGGUCGCUCAAGAUCCAGCUGGCCAUUCUCGCAAACUUUUUUAACGAGAUGUCAGUGGAGAAAUGGAGGCCCAACUCUGAGACGAUCUCGAAGGAGUACUCGAAAUUCAAGAAGCCAGACGUGCUGAUCAACCCGAUAACGUCUUUCGACUCGAAGCGGAAGGUAGCUGACUGGUUGACUUCUUCCCUCAACGCGUUCAAACAGAAGAACUUCCACCACGCCGAACUUCUUGACAUCUUCGAAAAUAACGAGAAGACGUUCAGCAAGAUGAAGCUCAAGAACUUUGUUCAUCCGGAGAUUUCCCAGCUUUCCGAGAUUUCAAACUCGAAAAAGAGAAACCUUGCGGAGUACAUUGCGGAGGCGCACGAUCUAGAGCGCUCGAUCGUCAACAAAAGGCCCAAGUUUGUACACUCUCUCGGUACGCCAAAACUAUCGAAGCUCUGGGGGGUCCAGACAGGCUUGAAGUCCAGCGCUAUAUCCGAGUGGAAAGACUGCGACGACGUCCUCGAGUCGGUCAAGGACGACGUCUACUUCGCCCGGGGAGCCUACGAAGAAAACCCGGCAGACACCGCGGCUGCAGAGACGUACACGAGACUCUGCUGGAAGGGAUUGCGAAGUAUCAAGGAGCAGGGCAGUUGGCUUGAGCUGGCAACAUGCAACGAGUUUGGCGAAGUUGCCGGGGAUUCAGGAAAGAGACUCUUCUGA